Molecule: messenger RNA, 2556 nt
Organism: Ochotona princeps (American pika)
Lineage: Eukaryota; Metazoa; Chordata; Mammalia; Lagomorpha; Ochotonidae
Product: zinc finger protein 585A-like
Exons: 4
Coding region: 1-2556 (851 amino acids)
Biological process (GO): regulation of transcription by RNA polymerase II
Molecular function (GO): DNA-binding transcription factor activity, RNA polymerase II-specific; RNA polymerase II cis-regulatory region sequence-specific DNA binding
Source: RefSeq, a predicted model, not a curated record
AUGCCUGAUGAAAUGCCACUUGAGAUAAAGCAUGCCUCUAAUUUCCCUGAGACCAAACUCCAGAGUGGGAAAAGUCUCAGUCAGAACGAUAAGAAGCACACUUGUCAGCAGUCUUUUGAGCACAGUGGGGAAGAAAAAACUUGGAAGAAGAGAUUCCUUAAGUGUGAGAAGGUUUAUACCAACGACCUAUGUAAUAAGCAACAUAUGAAUGUGGGAGAAACCAUUCAGGUUAAAAAGCAAAUGUUCCAUAACAGUCCUAACUAUGACAGUCAUCAGCAAACACAAUCAGGAGAGAAACCCCGUGAACAUUUCCAGAGUGAGAAGUCUCUGAUUUAUAAAAGAGAGGCCAAAGUCAAUCAGAUAACCCAAACAGCAAGAAGUCAGGAUAUAUGUGAUUAUUGUAAGAAACCUUUUAACUGUGAAUCUCGCAUUACAAGGAACCAGAGAACUGACACAGGAGAAAAUUUCUAUACGUGUAAUGAAUGCAAAGAAAACAUUGACCAGAAGUCAGAACUCUUGGGAGGUCGGAUCCUUGACACUGCAGAGAAGCCGAAUGAAUGUAGUGACCCUGGAAAAGCCCUUCACCAGCAAUUAUCUGUCAUUGGGUAUCAGAGAAUUCACACAGGGGAAAAAUGUUAUGAAUGUGGUGAGUGUGGACACGCAUUUUCUCAGAAGUCAUACCUAAUGAAUCAUCAGAGAAUCCACACAGGAGAAAAACCUUAUGAAUGUAGCCAGUGUAAUAGAGCCUUUACUGAUCACUCAGGUCUCAGUAGACAUCAGAAAAUCCACUCCGGGAAAAAGCCUUAUGAAUGUAGCCAGUGUGGAAAAACUUUUUCUCAGAAGUCACACAUGAUCCUACAUGAGAGAAUCCACACAGGGGAAAGGCCUUAUGAAUGUACUGAGUGUGGGAAAGCUUUUUCUCAGCACUCACACCUGAUUAGACAUCAGAGAAUCCACACAGGAGAAAAACCUUAUGAAUGUAGUCAGUGUGGUAGAGCCUUUACUGAUCACUCAGAACUCAUUAGACAUCAGAGAAUCCACACAGGGGAAAAGCCUUAUGAAUGUAGUCAGUGUUUAAAGGCCUAUACCACAAAAUCAACUCUAAUUAUACAUCAGAGAAUCCACACAGUGGGAUGUUUGGAAUGUAACCAAUGUGGAAAAACCUUUACCAACCAGAAAAGUCUCAUUACACAUCAGAGAAUCCACACAGGAGAAAAGCCUCAUGAAUGUAGUGAGUGUGGAAAAGCUUUUUCUCGGGACUCUCAUUUCAUAACACAUGUGAGAAUUCACACAGGGGGGAAACCAUAUGAAUGUAGUGAGUGUGGAAAAGCUUUUCGUUACAAGUCAUACCUAAACCUACAUCAGAGAUGCCACACUGGAGAAAAACCUUAUGAAUGUAGUGUGUGUGGAAAAGCAUUUAAGCGGAAGUCACACCUAAUUCUACAUCAGAGAUUCCACACAGGGGAAAAACCUUAUGAAUGUAGUAAGUGUGGAAAAGCUUUUUCUAACAAGUCACACCUCAAUAGACAUCAGAUAGUACACACUGAGGAAAAGCCUUAUGAAUGUAAUGACUGUGGAAAAGCAUUUAAGCAGAAGUCAUCCCUAAUCACACAUCAGAUAAACCACACAGGGAAGAAGCCUUAUGAAUGUACUGAGUGUGGAAAAGCAUUUAAACUUAACUCAUUUCUAAUCACACAUCAGAGAAUUCACACUGGGGAAAGGCCAUACGAAUGCAGUGAGUGUCAAAAGGCUUUUCAUCGCAAGUCAUCCCUAGUUGUGCAUCAGAGAAUCCACACAGGGGAAAAACCAUAUGGAUGUAGUAAGUGUGCAAAAGCUUUUUCUCAGAAGUCACAUGUAAUUAUACAUCAGAGAGCCCACAUAGGAGGAAAACCUUAUGAAUGUAGUGAGUGUGGAAAAACAUUUAAGUGGAAGUCAUACUUAAUCAUGCAUCAGAGAAUCCACACAGGGGUAAAACCUUAUGAACGUAGCCAGUAUGGAAAAGCUUUUUCUCAGAAGUCAAACUUAUUCCUGCAUCAGAGAGUCCACACAGCGGGAAAAGUGUAUGAAUGUAGCGAGUGUGGAAAGACAUUUAAGAUGAAGUCAUCCUUAAUUGUGCAUCAGAGAACGCACACUGGGGAAAAACCUUAUGAAUGUAGUGAGUGUGGAAAAACGUUUAAGCUGAAGUCAUAUCUAAUUAUACAUCAGAGAAUCCACACAGGGGUAAAACCUUAUGAAUGUAGUGAGUGUGGAAAAGCUUUUCAUUGCAAGUCUACCCUAAACAUACAUCAGAGAACCCACACUGGGGAAAAACCUUAUGAAUGUAAUGUGUGUGGAAAAGCUUUUUCUCAGAAGCAACACCUCAUUAAGCAUCAGAGAAUCCACACAGGUAUUAAACCUUAUGAAUGUAGUGAGUGUGGAAAAGCUUUCUCUCGGAAGUCACACCUCAUUACACAUCAGAGAAUCCACACAGGGCAAGAACAAUAUGAGUGUCCUGUUGAGGGAAAAUCUUUUUGCAGGCAGUCAGAUUUCAUUACACAUCCAAAUUCACAAGGGUAA